GGCCUGGAGUCCCGGGAGCGGCGCGCGCGGCCCCGGCCCCGCGCUGUCCCGGCGGGCGCUGCACAUUCUCUCCUGGCGGCGGCGCCACCUGCAGUCGCGUUCGCUGGAACAUGGCGACACGGAGCAGCAGGAGGGAGUCGCGACUCCCUUUCCUAAUCACCCUGGUCGCGCUGCUGCCUCUCGGGGCUCUUGGCGAGGGCUGGCCCCAGAGGCUGCACGGCGGCCGCGCGCCCUUGCCCCAGGACCGCGGCUUCUACGUGGUGCAGGGCGCCUCGCGCGAGCUGCGGCUGGGGACGCUCCGGGAUGCCAGGGGGGCGAGCCCGGCGGCCCGGGAGCCGCUCCGGACGCGGAGGAGCGCUGCCCUGCAGCCCCAGCCCAUCCAGGUGUACGGACAGGUUAGUCUGAAUGACUCCCACAAUCAGAUGGUGGUGCACUGGGCUGGAGAGAAAAGCAACGUGAUCGUGGCCUUAGCCCGAGACAGCCUGGCGUUGGCACGACCCAAGAGCAGUGAUGUGUACGUGUCUUAUGAUUAUGGAAAAUCAUUCAAUAAGAUUUCAGAGAAGCUGAACUUUGGUGUGGGGAAUACCAGUGAAGCCGUGAUUGCCCAAUUCUACCACAGCCCUGCGGACAACAAGCGGUACAUCUUUGCAGAUGCUUAUGCCCAGUACCUCUGGAUCACGUUUGACUUCUGCAGCAAUAUCCAUGGCUUCUCCAUCCCAUUCCGGGCAGGUGACCUCCUCCUCCACAGCAAGGCCUCCAACCUCCUCUUGGGCUUCGAUAGGUCUCACCCUAACAAACAGCUAUGGAAGUCUGAUGAUUUUGGCCAGACCUGGAUCAUGAUUCAGGAACAUGUGAAGUCCUUCUCUUGGGGAAUUGACCCUUAUGACCAGCCAAACACCAUCUAUAUUGAGCGGCACGAACCCUCUGGCUUUUCCACGGUGAUCCGCAGUACAGAUUUCUUCCAGUCCCGGGAAAACCAGGAAGUGAUCCUGGAGGAAGUGAGGGACUUUCAGCUUCGGGACAAAUACAUGUUUGCUACAAAGGUGGUGCAUCUCUUGGGGAGUCAGCAGCAGUCCUCUGUCCAGCUCUGGGUCUCCUUUGGUCGGAAACCUAUGAGAGCAGCUCAGUUUGUCACAAGACAUCCUAUUAACGAAUAUUACAUCGCAGAUGCCUCAGAGGAUCAGGUGUUCGUGUGUGUCAGCCAUAGCAACAACCGCACUAACUUAUACAUCUCAGAGGCAGAGGGGUUAAAAUUCUCCCUGUCCUUGGAGAACAUCCUGUAUUACAGCCCAGGAGGAGCCGGCAGUGACACCCUGGUGAGGUAUUUUGCAAAUGAGCCAUUUGUUGACUUCCACCGUGUGGAAGGGUUACAAGGGGUCUACAUUGCUACUCUGAUUAAUGGUUCUAUGACUGAAGAGAACAUGAGGUCGGUCAUCACCUUUGACAAAGGGGGAACUUGGGAAUUUCUUCAGGCCCCAGCCUUCACAGGAUAUGGAGAGAAAAUCAAUUGUGAGCUUUCCCAGGGCUGUUCCCUCCACCUGGCCCAGCGCCUCAGUCAGCUGCUCAACCUCCAACUCCGGAGGAUGCCCAUCCUGUCCAAGGAGUCAGCUCCCGGUCUCAUCAUUGCCAUUGGCUCAGUGGGAAAGAACUUGGCCAGCAAGACCAAUGUGUACAUCUCAAGCAGUGCUGGGGCCCGGUGGCGAGAGGCCCUUCCUGGACCUCAUUACUACACAUGGGGCGACCACGGAGGCAUCAUCAUGGCCAUUGCCCAGGGCAUGGAGACCAAUGAGCUGAAGUACAGCACCAAUGAAGGGGAGACCUGGAAGACGUUUGUCUUCUCUGAGAAGCCUGUGUUCGUGUAUGGGCUCCUCACAGAACCUGGAGAGAAGAGCACUGUCUUUACCAUCUUUGGCUCCAAUAAGGAGAAUGUGCACAGUUGGCUCAUCCUGCAAGUCAAUGCCACCGAUGCCUUGGGGGUUCCCUGCACAGAAAAUGACUACAAGCUGUGGUCUCCAUCUGAUGAGCGGGGGAAUGAGUGUUUGCUGGGACACAAGACGGUUUUCAAACGAAGGACCCCCCAUGCAACAUGCUUUAAUGGAGAAGACUUUGACAGGCCGGUGGUCGUGUCCAACUGCUCCUGCACCCGGGAGGACUAUGAAUGUGACUUUGGCUUCAAGAUGAGUGAAGAUCUAUCCUUAGAGGUUUGUGUUCCAGACCCUGAGUUUUCUGGGAAGCCCUAUGGCCCUCCUGUGCCUUGUCCUGUGGGCUCUACGUAUAGAAGAACAAGAGGCUACCGGAAGAUUUCUGGAGACACUUGCAGUGGAGGAGAUGUCGAAGCACGGCUGGAAGGGGAACUCGUCCCCUGUCCCCUGGCAGAAGAGAAUGAGUUCAUCCUGUACGCCAUUCGGAAGUCCAUCUACCGCUAUGACCUCACCUCGGGAGCCACAGAACAGCUGCCACUCACGGGACUGCGGGCAGCUGUAGCCCUGGACUUUGACUAUGAGCGUAACUGCCUGUAUUGGUCUGACUUGGCUCUGGACACCAUCCAGCGCCUCUGUUUGAAUGGGAGCACAGGACAAGAGGUGAUCAUCAAUUCCGGCUUGGAGACAGUGGAGGCUUUGGCCUUUGAACCCCUCAGCCAAUUACUGUACUGGGUGGAUGCUGGCUUUAAAAAGAUUGAGGUAGCUAAUCCAGAUGGUGAUUUCCGACUCACAAUCGUCAAUUCCUCUGUACUAGACCGGCCAAGGGCUCUGGUCCUUGUACCCCAAGAAGGAGUGAUGUUUUGGACUGACUGGGGAGACUUGAAGCCUGGGAUUUAUCGGAGCAAUAUGGAUGGAUCUGCUGCCUAUUGCCUUGUAUCAGAGGAUGUCAAGUGGCCCAACGGCAUCUCUGUGGACAGUCAGUGGAUCUACUGGACAGAUGCCUACCUAGACUGUAUUGAGCGCAUCACUUUCAGUGGCCAGCAACGCUCAGUUAUCCUGGACAACCUCCCGCAUCCCUACGCCAUUGCUGUCUUUAAGAAUGAAAUCUACUGGGAUGACUGGUCACAGCUCAGCAUCUUCCGAGCUUCUAAAUACAGCGGGUCUCAGAUGGAGAUUCUAGCAAGCCAGCUCACGGGCCUGAUGGACAUGAAGAUUUUCUACAAGGGAAAGAACACUGGAAGCAAUGCCUGUGUAUCUCAGCCCUGCAGCCUGCUGUGCCUCCCUAAGGCCAACAACAGCAAAAGCUGCAGGUGUCCGGAAGGUGUGACCAGCAGUGUCCUCCCCUCUGGGGACCUGAUGUGUGACUGUCCUCAGGGCUAUCAACGGAAGAACAGCACCUGUGUCAAAGAAGAGAACACCUGUCUUCGCAACCAGUACCGCUGUAGCAACGGGAACUGUAUCAACAGCAUUUGGUGGUGUGAUUUCGACAAUGACUGUGGUGACAUGAGUGACGAGAGAAACUGCCCCACCACCGUCUGUGACGCAGACACUCAGUUCCGAUGCCAGGAGUCAGGGACUUGUAUCCCACUCUCCUACAAGUGCGACCUUGAGGAUGACUGUGGAGACAACAGUGAUGAGAGUCAUUGUGAGAUGCACCAGUGUCGCAGCGAUGAAUUCAAUUGUAGCUCGGGGAUGUGUAUCCGUUCCUCCUGGGUGUGCGAUGGGGACAAUGACUGCAGGGACUGGUCUGACGAAGCCAACUGUACUGCCAUUUAUCACACCUGUGAGGCCUCCAACUUCCAGUGCCGCAAUGGGCACUGCAUACCCCAGCGGUGGGCCUGUGAUGGUGAUGCAGAUUGCCAGGAUGGUUCUGAUGAGGAUCCAGUCACCUGUGAGAAAAAGUGCAAUGGAUUCCACUGCCCAAAUGGCACUUGCAUCCCAUCCAGCAAGCAUUGUGAUGGUUUACAUGACUGCUCAGACGGCUCAGACGAACAGCACUGUGAGCCCUUCUGCACACGCUUUAUGGACUUUGUGUGUAAGAACCGCCAGCAAUGUCUGUUCCACUCCAUGGUGUGUGAUGGGAUUGUCCAGUGCCGAGAUGGCUCAGAUGAGGAUGCUGCCUUCGCGGGAUGCUCUCAAGACCCUGAGUUCCACAAGGAGUGUGAUGCGUUUGGCUUCCGGUGUCAGAAUGGAGUGUGCAUCAGUUUGAUUUGGAAAUGCGACGGGAUGGAUGAUUGUGGUGAUUACUCUGAUGAAGCCAACUGUGAAAACCCCACAGAAAUCCCAAACUGCUCCCGCUACUUCCAGUUCCGGUGUGAGAAUGGUCACUGCAUCCCCAACAGGUGGAAGUGUGACAGAGAGAACGACUGUGGGGACUGGUCUGAUGAGAGGGACUGUGGAGAUUCACAUGUUCUUCCUUCCCCCACUGCCGGCCCCUCCACAUGCCUGCCCAAUUACUUCCGCUGCAGCAGUGGGGCCUGUAUAAUGGACACCUGGGUGUGUGACGGCUACCGGGACUGUGCAGAUGGCUCUGAUGAGGAAGCCUGCCCCUCUUUUGCAAACACCACUGCUGCCUCCACCCCUACCCAGCUUGGGCGUUGUGACCGGUUUGAGUUCGAGUGCCACCAACCCAAGAAGUGUAUCCCCAACUGGAAGCGCUGUGAUGGCCAUCAGGAUUGCCAGGAUGGCCAGGAUGAGGCCAAUUGCCCCACUCACAGCACCUUGACCUGUAUGAGCAGGGAGUUCAAGUGUGAGGAUGGUGAGGCCUGCAUUGUGCUCUCAGAGCGCUGUGAUGGCUUCCUGGACUGCUCAGAUGAGAGCGACGAGAAGGCUUGCAGCGAUGAGUUAACUGUGUACAAAGUCCAGAAUCUGCAGUGGACAGCUGACUUCUCUGGGGAUGUAACUUUGACCUGGAUGCGGCCCAAAAAAAUGCCUUCUGCUUCGUGUGUAUACAAUGUCUACUAUAGGGUGGUUGGAGAGAGCAUAUGGAAGACUCUGGAGACCCACAGCAAUAAAACCAACACUGUACUAAAAGUCUUGAAACCAGAUACCACGUAUCAGGUUAAAGUCCAGGUUCAGUGUCUCAGCAAAGUGCAUAACACCAAUGAUUUUCUGACCCUGAGGACUCCAGAAGGGUUGCCAGAUGCCCCCGGCAACCUCCAACUUGCACUCCACAGUGAAGAGGAAGGUGUGAUCAUUGGCCACUGGACUCCUCCCCUCCACACCCAUGGUCUCAUUCGUGAGUACGUUGUGGAAUACAGCAGGAGUGGUUCCAAGAUGUGGGCCUCCCAGAGAGCUCCUACCAAUUCUACAGAAAUAAAGAACUUACUGGUCAAUGUUCCGUACAGUGUCAGAGUGGCUGCAGUGACUAGCCGCGGAAUAGGAAACUGGAGCGAUUCUAAGUCGAUCACCACCAUAAAAGGAAAAGUGAUCCGACCACCAGAUAUCCACAUUGACAGUUACGAUGAAAAUUCUCUGAGCUUUACCCUGACCAUGGACAGUGAUGUCAAGGUCAAUGGCUAUGUGGUGAACCUUUUCUGGGCAUUUGACAGCCACAAACAAGAAAAGAAAACCUUAAACUUCCGAGGGAGCUCGCUGUCACACAAAGUUGGCAAUCUGACAGCUCACACAUCCUAUGAGAUUUCUGCCUGGGCCAAGACAGACCUGGGGGAUAGUCCGAUGGCAUUUGAGCAUGUCCUGACCAGAGGUGUUCGCCCACCUGCUCCUAGUCUCAAAGCCAAGGCCAUCAACCAGACUGCUGUGGAGUGCACCUGGACUGGCCCCAAGAAUGUGGUUUAUGGCAUUUUCUAUGCCACCUCCUUCCUUGACCUCUACCGAAACCCCAAGAGCUUGACUACUUCACUGCACAAUAAGACAGUCAUUGUCAGCAAAGAUGAACAGUACUUGUUUCUGGUGCGGGUGUUGAUACCUUACCAAGGACCAUCUUCUGACUACGUUGUAGUGAAGAUGAUCCCAGACAGCAGGCUUCCACCCCGUCACCUGCAUGCAGUCCAGAUAGGCAAAACCUCAGCUGUCAUCAAGUGGGAAUCUCCAUACGACUCUCCUGACCAGGACUUGUUCUAUGCAAUCACAGUUAAAGACCUGAUAAGAAAGACUGACAGGAGCUACAAAGUAAAAUCCCGAAACAGCACUGUGGAGUACACCCUUAACAGGUUGGAGCCUGGUGGAAAAUACCAUGUCGUUGUCCAACUGGGGAACAUGAGCAAAGAUUGCAGCAUAAAAAUUACCACAGCUUCAUUAUCAGCACCUGAUGCCUUAAAAAUCAUAACAGAAAAUGACCAUGUUCUUCUGUUUUGGAAAAGUCUAGCUUUAAAGGAAAAGCAGUUUAAUGAAACCAGGGGCUAUGAGAUACAUAUGUUUGACAGUGCUAUGAAUCUCACCGCUUACCUUGGGAAUACUACUGACAAUUUCUUUAAAGUGUCCAACUUGAAGAUGGGUCAUAAUUAUACCUUCACUGUCCAAGCACGAUGCCUCUUUGGCAGCCAGAUCUGUGGGGAGCCUGCAGUGCUUUUGUAUGACGAGCUGAGCUCAGGUGGAGAUGCAGCAGCGGUCCAGGCUGCCAGGUCUACUGAUGUUGCUGCUGUGGUGGUUCCUGUCUUGUUCCUGAUCCUGCUGAGCCUGGGUGUGGGGUUUGCUGUCCUGUACACAAAGCAUCGCAGGCUGCAGAGCAGCUUCACUGCUUUUGCCAACAGCCACUACAGCUCCAGGCUGGGCUCAGCCAUCUUCUCCUCUGGAGAUGACCUGGGGGAAGAUGAUGAAGAUGCUCCUAUGAUAACUGGAUUCUCAGACGAUGUCCCCAUGGUGAUAGCGUGAAAGAGCUUUCCUCAUUAGAAACCAAAUGGUGUAAAUAUUUUAUUUGAUAAAGAUAGUUGAUGGUUUAUUUUAAAAGAUGCACUUUGAGUUGCAAUAUGUUAUUUUUAUAUGGGUCAAAACCACAAAAACAAAUUUAAAAAAAAAAAAAGGAAAGAAAGGAAUGAAUAAACUUUGUAGUAUCAACUGUGAACUUGAAGCCAGGUUGAUUUUAGUAACCAUGUUGCUUUGACCUGACAUUGAUAUCGUCUUACAGGGCUGUGCUUGCUGGGCAUGCUUUUAAGUCUGUGAGAUCAUUUUGGUUCAUUAAAUUGCAUUCUUUUAUUUUUCUAAGAUACAGAAAUGUAUUUAAUAAAAACUUCGAGAGUGAUGGGUGGAAUCCAUUCUCCUUAAAUACUGUUCAGAUUUUACAUUUUGUUUGGGUUUAGUUUAUAUGAAAGUGUUUGGGUAUCAUAUGGGGGAAGGGAAAGUUCUUUUCUAUUGUUUUGUUAAUUUAUUGGGACUUUGUAUAAGGCUGGCCUUGAUUGGCCAUCUGAAACUGCAUGUGUUAAGAUGCCCUUGCCCAUCAGGCUGGGAGAUGGGGAGCAGAAGCAAUCCACUGUCACUCACUUAAGUGUCACAGAAGGGUCUUUCAAGAGAGCACAGGGGCAGUGUGAGAAUCUAGUUCAACAGAACUGCACCUGGGAAGCCCUGCAAGCUGUGGUCCCCCUCUUCUAGGACUCAGUGGGUUUUUACUGUACAAGGUGUAGCUCUGGAAGCUACCAAGUGAUAACACUGCUUUCUUACACACUGGGAUCAUUGCUAUUGUUUAAAAAAAUAAUGUGGUUGUGAGAGAAAGUUCUAGAUCUGUGCCAUGAUAAUUAUACAUUGGCAAAAAAUAAUAUGCCAUGUCUUCAUUUUAUUUUCACUUUUUGUUUUUGUUCUUACCACCAAAGACUCUCAAAUGUAAAGUUUUAUACUGUGGUUGAGUCACUGAAUUGCCCUCAAAGUUCAUACUGACAUAUGCAGUCAUUCUGAAUUCGGUCAGUGCCUUCUUUAGGUUUCCUUCCUUUUCUUCCACCUCCCUCAAUGUGUCCCUGCCCAGCUACAGAGAGACUGUUGUAUACAUUUGUAGAGAUGGAGGUGAUCUAAGUAUGUGACUGCUCUAUCUAGUCCACAGGGGACCAACACCAAACUUGUUCCUUUGCUUUCUCUCUGAAACACCUUCUGCCAUCUAAAUGUAAUCUCUGAUUGAAAGGUACUUGGUCUCAGCAUGGCUUCGCACCCCACCCUUCAGACUUAGUGUUGUAGGCACCAAUGUCUAGCAUAUUGUGACUUGUACUGUAUGAAGAACUUCACUGAGAAUCCCACCCCCCUGCCCCCCACCCCAGUGGAGAAGCAGCAAGCUCUGGGGAUAUUUCAAAGUCAUGCCUCUGAAUAUAUAUGCAAGCUUUGUAAGCCUGUCUUCCCCUUAUAUGCAAUGCAAGAGUUUGGUUUUCUUUAAUCAAAAGUAUCAUUCUUGGGUGGUAAUGUAGUCUCAUCAUACCUAAGCAUUGUUUGGAAAGCAAAGUGAGAGCCCGUUAGCUUUUUAGUUUAUCUAUAUCCUAGAUGGGAGUACUUUGGCCUGGAUAUUCAGUGUGCUGUGCUGGAGUUCCUGGCAUCAGUGGUGGGAAUGGUAACUCUUUUUUGCAACUUACUUUUGUCCUCUUUCCUCUCACUCUCCUUUUCACUUUUUUUUCCAGACUGGAAUCUCUUUGGCUUUAUCUUGUCUUGCUUUGUUCAGAACUCCUACAGCCCUACCACCUCCACUUUCAUGGACUCUUUUAAGUAGCCAAAAGAUUAAUAGUCUGGUGGGAGGCAAGCCAUCUAAUCGAACCACUAUGAAAGUACAUUUUCUUUUUUUCCUGCUAAUUUUUUUGGUGGCAGUUGUAGAGGCGCUAAGACAUUAUUUUCCAUUAUUCCAUAGGAAAGCCUUUUUACAGAGCCUAUGGCUCCAGUUGGCAACCUGAGCUGUUGCUGAGCAUCCAGGCCCAUCUCCAGGGUCCCCUGAUGCUGAACCAUAGUACUGUACAGAUCCACUGCCACCCUUCUCCUCAGAAGAUGCACUGUGCUGCUUGAAAACAUGCAGCCUUUUAGGGCUAGAGUAUUUUAUAUAAAUAGAAGAGCUGAGGUCCUGAAGACUAAGCCAGAUAGAUGCAGCUAUGUGUAAAUUGUAUAUUUUUGUGAACUUUUGAAGCACGCACUCCUGGUUCCCUCUGCUUAGCCUUGUGGAUGUUUUGAUGUAUCUGUGCUUGUCUGAAAGAGUCCAGAGGUUGGAGUGACAAUAGGAAAUGAAAACCAAGCUAUGUGCAGCCUUCAGAGGUGACAGGAUAACUCUUUACUGUGACCACUUGGACCCCUGAAUGCUUGUUGAGAAAGGGAUCUUAUACCUCAUUAGAGAUGCCACGUGGAGAGUUCCUAUUGCACAGGGAAUGGGAUAUGCAGAAAUACUAGGUACUUAAGUCCCUGUAGACUAUGCGGAAACUGAAUUUUCUCCUUUCUGUACUGAAUAACCCUUGAGCUCCAUGGGACACAGGUCCAUGUGGAUGCAGUGACAGAGUGGAGUUCCUCCGAGGACUCCAGGGAGAGGCCAUAUCUGAGCCAACCUAUUUACAGACAGGUGAGAUGCCCCAUCAUUGCUCAGUGUCUGGCAAGCUGCUGAGGAACUUUGGGUGGAGUGGUUCCUCAGGCUUCACCUCUGAUUAUAUCACUAGGUGUGUUUGUGAGCCUGUAAGGGACACGCACUUGAAAGCUCUCUCAUGUACAGAGGACCUGCUAGAUUAAACCGUACUCUCCGGUUUAGGAAAUAUGCCCUUCUGAAGGCACUAGAUAUUGGAGGGGAGCUAGGGAGAGAAAUGGUAUAUCGACCCCUUAAUAGAUAAGCACCCUUGUCUCCUUGAUGCAUCCUGUCAUCAGAUGCCAUUCAAUGGUCAGCACAUCUAGUAAGACUGUAUACCCAUGGCCCAAAUCCCAUCCCAUCAGAUUGGUUGUUCCCUGUCCUGUGAAGGGGGCUAUGGUGAGUUCCUGAGAAUUCUCUUCCUUCAGCAGAGAGAUGGGGAGGUUGGUCCUCACGGAAGAGAUCCAGACAUACAACUAAAUUGACUACUAUCCCCAUUGUGACUUAAGGAAUCGACUCUUAAAACUCUGUGCAAAGCCUUCACUUGUGUUGGAAUUGUAUCUUGACAUUCCUAUGAUGUUAUUUUCUUAGCUGGAGUGUGUGCUGCCUUUCAGGUACAAUUUUUGUGUAAUAAAAGCCAGAGCAUUAAGUUUAUAUAGACUACUUUCUAUGCAAGACUGAGAUGUGGAAGAGAUAGCAAUGAUAAACGCUGUUGGGUACUUGGACAAGAAGUGCAUACUCAGAUGGAAUACCACCACUGAACGUGGUUGAGGGAGGAUCAGUUGCAUAUAUGUUUCUGCCCACUCAUUUCGAGCAGCCAUAUUAUGAAUUAAAUCAUCAGAGCCAGUGAUGACCUAAGACUGGUAUUAAUUUCAUGUGUAAUAGCACCAAUGGACUGAGCAUAAAUGCCGAAGUGGAAUAUUGCCCUCAGAUACUCCAUAUCACUUCUCACUUAAAGACUCUUGUUAAGACUUAUUAGAGACUUUAGGCAAAGUCAGAAGUAUUUGCAGCAAAAUAAAGGCCUGUUCUGCUCUUCUUUAAAGUGAAACACUGUGUACUUGUUUCUCUCCAAAGUAAGAUUAGGUAUUUAUAAUUUCAAUCGCUUUGGUAGGUUUCCAAGUCACUGAUUUCUGCUGAAGAUUUUACUAUAUUGUUGCACAAUGUUAAGAUAAUUUUUUGUCUUGAUGUCAACUUUUUUCACUGAAUAAAAAUUUAACUGAGUCAAAAAACACCACCUAUUUGAAUAUGUACUGUGUGUGUGUUACGUUGUUCUUUCGAGUGCAAUAAAGAUGGCUAACGCAGUCUCCGAA
Messenger RNA from Nannospalax galili (Upper Galilee mountains blind mole rat), 10697 nucleotides. It is a transcript of the gene Sorl1, whose product is annotated as sortilin related receptor 1. The coding region runs from base 111 to 6755 and encodes 2214 amino acids. Gene Ontology annotation, biological process: post-Golgi vesicle-mediated transport; protein retention in Golgi apparatus; protein targeting to lysosome. The transcript has 48 exons. The record is from RefSeq and is a predicted model, not a curated record. Gene Ontology annotation, molecular function: protein binding. Lineage: Eukaryota; Metazoa; Chordata; Mammalia; Rodentia; Spalacidae. Gene Ontology annotation, cellular component: membrane; Golgi apparatus.